AUGGGACGACGACUGAUGACGUCAAGGGACCGGAGCCACAAAGACAUCGACAAACUACAGGAAGCCAUUGUAGCGCAACUAUCGCAAACGCAGCGCGGGUGUCGACGUGUUCCAUAUGAUGGGUCUGCCGUUGGAAACGAUACUGCUGCGGCUCGAGCUGUGUACCGACAAAUGCAAAGAAUAGCAGAGCUUGUCGUGCAUUCAGGAUGCUAUACGACUCAACGUUCUUCCGACUCGAUCUUCUUGGACCUUUCGGCUGUGACCCAACUCUGCGAUCAAAAGUUUGUCACUUAUAACUACGACAACAUCCCAUCCAUAUGGAGGGCCAUCUACAUUGAUGCACAGCUCAUCAGGGCACUUCAUGUCCUCAAGGCUCUUGGAAUACACCUAAAAGUUGCUCAUCUCGAGCGCUGUAUCCGCAAUCUGGACUUGGCACUCAUCGUUGCAGGCGCUGCAUCCACCUCCAAAGGUCAACUUUGCCAUGACCUCAUCAUUCGACUCCAAUCAAUGCUUUCAGAGCUCGAACAAUAUAAUUCACAUAAGCCAGAGAGCUAUGACAACGAUUGCAGUCCUCCUCGCAAGCGGUUCAGGACAGCAAAGGUCGAAUGCUGGAGCCCUGGCCUCUCUGAAACCAUUCAAGCUGAUUCUUUGAUUCGAGAGUUUGCCUUUGGAGAAGCACCCUCCUUCAUGGACUUGGCUGCACCAGAUACAUCUGUGCGGCUCACACCUUUCAUUGUCAGGGCCUAUGCACAAGAAGCAGGCUGGUCCGCUGUACAGUCAAGCAUGAACAAGUCAGCGCCUGGCUCCUGGUCUUCGAUGGAGCAUCUUCUGCAAAUGGCGGGCCCGGGCCGAGUGGUGCCCGUCGAGGUUGGCGCCAAUUACAUUCGCAAGGACUGGGGCCAGGAUGUGAUGCUCUGGAGCGAUUUCCUCCGACACUGUCGUUGGGAUGAGACCGAACAAGUCAGCGGCGCACGAGGUGACCAGAUCAGCAACGCCCUCUCGCCACGCCAGCCACUCAUUUACAUGGCCCAGCAUGAUCUCACUUCCCAGUUUCCAGCCCUGGAGCGCGACUACAUGCUUCCGGACUAUGUCUACACGUCGCCAUCGCCUUGCAAGGAAUGCCCAAUAUACGCGCCUCCCGCUACAUCUAAUGGCGUGAUCACCAACCUCUGGAUUGGCCCCGCUGGCACUGUAUCCCCUCCGCACUACGAUCCUUUCUACAACUGCUUUGUACAGGCGGUUGGGUUCAAGGAAGUUUGGGUGGCUCCUCCGCAUUGCAGACCAAGCAACGAGAUGACUGGCUCGCAUUCAAGACGGUACGGCGAUUCCACCACGAUAGAACCAGAAGCAUCUUCAGGCACAGAUACAACAACUUGCAUCACCGAAGCUCUGAUGCAAAACACCGCCGACAUUGACGUAUUUGAAACGCUCGAAGCGGUGCCACCUUUUGUGAGAGCUGCAGCGUCGAAAGCAAUCCUCGGUCCUGGUGACCUUCUCUACAUGCCUCCAGGCUGGUGGCACUCUCUGCGUAGUAUGACACGAAGCUUUUCAGUAUCGACUUGGUUCUGA
Molecule: messenger RNA, 1569 nt
Organism: Mycosarcoma maydis (corn smut)
Lineage: Eukaryota; Fungi; Basidiomycota; Ustilaginomycetes; Ustilaginales
Exons: 1
Coding region: 1-1569 (522 amino acids)
Molecular function (GO): 2-oxoglutarate-dependent dioxygenase activity
Source: RefSeq, a predicted model, not a curated record